ACGAUCGCGAACUUGAAUUUAUUGCUUGAAGUGUGCAGGGCAUGGUGAGCUCCAUGGCUGAGGUGAUGCAAAAUUAUAAUUAUCAAUCCCUUUAAAGCUAUUUCGGAAUUUCAGGUAUGUGAAAUGCUCUAAGACGGAUUUGAUAAUUGAUUCUGGAUCGGGUCUGGCUUUGAAGGUGAUAGGCCCUUUUUCUUCACAUUGCUCAGAAGAAGAUAAAUAGGAUACUUUGUUUUCUGGCUUCGAAUUUAUGAGAAGACCGGCUUCCGAUGCAUGCACUUCUGAUAAUUGCCAUGGCUCAUUUCCAGUUUCUUUUUUAUAUCUUUUGUAUAAUUUGGAACGAAUCUUAUCUGUCAAAAUACUUGGUAACCCAGUUAAUUUGGCAUGCCAAUCUCAUCAGUAAUCCCAUAAUAAUCAAAAUUUUCACUACUACAUUCUCUAUAUAGAUUAGGAUAUUAAUCCAAUAUCUUGUUGCG
Messenger RNA from Rhizophagus irregularis DAOM 181602=DAOM 197198, 473 nucleotides. The record is from RefSeq and is a predicted model, not a curated record. NCBI's taxonomy places the organism in Eukaryota, Fungi, Glomeromycota, Glomeromycetes, Glomerales, Glomeraceae.